UGGGGGGCGAACAGCGGCCCAGUCUCCUGCCGUCUGCUUACACGCCGCCCUCCUUGCGCCCGGCUGGCCGAGUGCCGGCGCAAGGGGAGCCGCGCGGGGCCUGGGGUAGGAGUGGAGGGACCCGUUGCCCUGCCCUGGCCGUAGCUCCCCCCGGCAGCGCGGCCUGAACUCUUCCUGGAGUCUGUCGAGCCGCCCUGAGUCCCGAAAGCAGCCGCAGGCACCCCGCCUCGUGCCAGGGGGGAGGGGCGUGGGCAAUGUCGGCGCCUAGCUGCUGCUGCUGCGGGAGUAGGCCCGCUCCGGGCAGCCGCGGGGCUCCCUUGAUUCCAGGGAGGCGGGGAGAGGCAGAGCAGCCGGUUCCUCAGCACGGCAGGCAAAGAAAAACGGGGGGCGGUGUCACUGGGUAGUAAUAAGGUUGGGGGGCACCCAGCAGAGCGCCGACUAGCACCUCUGCUGCAAGGACAGGCUCGUUUGUUGUGCCAGCCACAGUGUGCAAGGCCUAGCAAGCAAGGACUCUUAAGCCGCCCUCAGGGAGUCCACUAGAAGUGUAAUAAUAGAUUUCUAAAAAGGAGAGAGAUGAGGGGGUGGGAGUAACAGAUGCAGGCUAACAACAAGGGAUCCAAGAGGCUGGUCAGUGCCUCUGUGAUUGAGUCUAAGGAGCCAGUGGAUGCUGCCCAGUGAACACUGAGGUGUGCAGAGGAGUAACUGGAAAAUGGCUCCACAGUUGCCAGGUCUGCCUGCCCUCCUGCCCCCCCCCCCAGCAGAACCUCUUUCCUGGCUAGCUUAGACAGAGCCUGGAAGUGGUUGAUCAGGAGGUCCUGGGAUUUGGUGGGGCCACAGAUGGGAGUGCAUAAAAGAAAAGGUGCAGGGAGCUGGGCAGCCAGAACCUCAGGAGGAGGUUCCUGAGGAGGGGAUGAAGGGGCUGCAGCCUGGGACACUCAAGGUGGGCAUGUGCCUCUGCUGACAAGGAGCAGAUGUUAGGCGUGUCUAUGAAGUGCAUCAGGCCACUGCAAAAACAGGCAGUAGGUUGUUGCAAUGUACUGGAAUGAUCCAAGGAAGAGGACCAGGCCCUCUGCUACAGAAGAAGGCAAAAACCCGCACAGCAAUGCUGAUUUGACUGGGGUAAAAUUCCUUUCUGGUCCCAAAAUGCAGCAACUGCCACAUUUCCCGUCAUGGUGAGUGAGAGGCGCAAUGGAAACCUGCUCGUGAACCUGGGGGCCAAGCUGCAGGCCUACCCCGAGGAGCUGAUCCGUCAGCGCCGGAGUCAUGAUGGCCACACAGAGUACCUGAUUCGCUGGAGCAUCCUCAGCUUGGAGGAGGGCACAGGGAGCAGCGCCAAUGCCUCUUCCACAGAGAGCAAAGCGGAGAACAUCCUGAUGUGGAUGUCAGCAGAGGAGGUCUAUGCCAAUUGCCCAACGCUGCUGGGCAAGAGGAAGCCUGAAGGGCAGCGAGUGAAGGAGGAGAAGGCACCCAGCACGUUUCCUUCAGAUGUCACGCUGGAUGAGGCCUCGCUGUUGGAAAUGAAGGAAGAUGUCAGGAGCCUGGUGCAGCGGGCUGGCCGGCAAAUGGCUAGGGCUAUGGGCCCAGCAUCCUCCAUCCUCAACACCAUCCAUGUGCUGAGUGCCUACGCCAGCAUUGGCUCAUUGACAGGUGUCUUCAAGGAGACGGGGGCUCUGGAUCUGCUGAUGAAGAUGCUUUGUAAUGAGGAGAAGCAAAUCCGGCGCAGUGCUGGCAAGAUGCUGAGGGCCUUGGCUUCGCAUGAUGCAGGGAGUCGGGCCUAUGUUCUUCUGUCCCUGAGCCAGCAGGAUGGCAUUGAGCAACACAUGGAUUUUGACAGUCGUUACACCCUUCUGGAGCUGUUUGCCGAGACUACGUCCUCUGAAGAGCACUGCAUGUCCUUUGAGGGCAUCCACCUUCCACAGAUCCCAGGAAAGCUGCUGUUCUCUCUGGUGAAGCGCUACCUGUGUGUCACCUCUCUCAUGGACAAGGUCAACAGCAGCACAGAGCUGGGGGCAGAGCGUCAGGACUGCGCUGCCCACGGUACGCGGUUUGGGGAGAGGACCCGCGUGCAGCGGGAGUUUGAGUUCAGCAUGGCCAUGGCCAAUCUCAUCUCUGAGUUGGUGCGGGUGAUGGGCUGGGACCGCAGCCAAAAGAUGGAGCUCCUCUCCUUGUGGGAAGCACGACCUCGAGUCAUCCGUUCCAUCUUCCAGCCCAAGGCUCCUGCCUGCACACCCAUCCAGGUGCCUCUGGUUUCUCCAAAGCCCUUGCCACGCAAAAAGCAGAGCCAUGGGUUCUUGACUCCGUCAGACUUCUCCAGCCGUGGCAGUUAUGUGGAGUAUAUGCAGGAGACCCUUAAGCCAGGCAUGAUGGUGCGCCUGCUGGAAGAUUUUGAUGAGCUCAGUGCUGGGGAUGAAGGUGAAUUCUGUCAGAGCAAUAAUGGAAUGCCUCCUGUACAGGUUUUGUGGCAGUCUACAGGCCGGACCUACUGGGUGCACUGGCACAUAAUACAAAUUAUCGUCUCUGGAAAUCAGCCUGAAGAAUCUGCUCCCAAGGAAAAGGUAUCCAGUCUGACAGAGAGCUUGAAAUUGAACACAGCUGCAGUUACCCAGACAUUUUACUGCAAGCCCUUUGGGGGGCUGUACUCCCUGCCAUACCUGAUGGACCAGCAGGGCGAGGAUACAGAGACCCUGAGCCGAGCUGAGUGGUGGGAACUGCUCUUCUUUGUUAAGAAGCUAGAACUACAUGAGCAACAAGAGAUCACUCACCUCAUCUGGCAGCAUCAAGAGGAACAGGUGCUGGAGCUAGAUGAGGAAGCCCUGAUCCAGCUGUCAGUGCCAGUGGAGUUGGUCCAGAAGGUGCUUUGGGUCCUGUGCAAGCAGUGCCAGGGCAGCACCCUGAGUGACCUCCACAACUCUCAUGUCUACAUCAAGUACUUCCUCAGCAAGGGAUGGGAGGAGCAGGACAGUGUUGGGGUAAAUGUGGUCCCUUUGGAAUGUGCUGGCCAUGGGAAUGCCUUCCUUGAAGCCAUGGCGUCCAAGAAACCAAAGACAGACCUUCCUGCUGCUGAUGUGCCUUCCCCCACCUCAGCCACCGUGGAGAAAUCAGACUUGCAGCUGUUUAGUGAACUCUUCAAAGCAGAAGGGCUGAUUUUACCAGAGUUCCUGGAGGAAAAAGCCAAAGUAUUCUGCACCAUGAAGGGAUCAGGCAAGAAGAGCUCUUUGGAGAAGAUUGCAGAUGCUCUGGAGAUGAUCCAGAGAUCCAGUUCUGAGGUCGAGCUGCAAGUAGCGGGUCUCAGGUUCAUUAUCAAGACCCUGGAGGAGGAGCCGGGUCGAGAACGGCAGCUCAUUAAAGUUGAGGGUGGACUAACCGUCAGGGAGAAGCUGGUGAAGAUGCUGGUGGAGCUCCUGACCAACCAGGUGAAGGAGAAGCUGCUGGUGGUGCUGGCGUUGCGCCUACUGUGCGUGCUGAUGGCCAAGUAUGACUGGCGCGUGCUCUUUGCCACAGAGGGUGGGAUACGUGCUGUGUUGUCUUGCAUGCAGGAGUACAGCCCCUUGGCACUGGUCCAGCAAGCUGGUUUGGCGGCCCUGAAGGUGCUGGUGGGGGCUGGGAACUGUGAGGUGCUGGGCACCAGCAGGAAGCCAUUUCCCCUGAACCAUUCUGAUGCCCAGAUGAUGCGGGAGAUUUUUGCCAGCAUUGGCUCUGCCACUAGCAAGGGCUCAGAUAACCUGCUGUGUGCCAUUCCUGCUGCCAUCAGCACCAUGCAAGGCACAGCUGGGGGCAUGUCAGCUGUGCAGAAUGGACUGCUGGUGGUGAACAUGCUUGUCGACAACCACCGUGGCCUGGCUGAGCAGCUGGUGAGCUGCGGAAUCCAAUCAGUCCUGCAGAGCUGCUGCCAAGGAGGCCGGAGUCCUGCAGAGCCCAGCUGUCCCAGCGAGACAUUGGCCAUGGCCAUGCUCAGUCGCCUAGCAGAGCACAAGAUCCCUUCAGAUCUGACAACGGCAGAUGCAGGUGCCCCCCUGGAUCUGAGGGACGUGGACGUGCAGAAACUGGUGGCCAGUCUGCGAGAGGGCAUCCUCUCCAAGGAGGUGCUGUUGGCUCUGGAGCAGCACCUCUGUGACAAGAGCCUUUGGCAUGAGAGCGAGGCUGCUGAGCUCUUGCAGGACCGUGACUGCUUCCUGCUGCUGCUUCGCAACCUGGAGCAGCUGGGGGCUGAGAAGGCUGUGCAGCUGGGGGUCCUCAGGAUUUUGAACAAGUUCCUGGACAAUUACCAGGAGGACGCGCUGCCAUGGCAUGAGUGCAUUGAGCCCUGUCUGUCCUCCAUGAGCGCCCACAGCACCGAGCGAGAUGUUGUGCAGGAGUUCAUUCGCUUCCUGCACCGCCUGGCCACUGUUAACAAAGACUGUGCUGUGGUGAUGUGCCGUGUGGGCACCAAGGAGGCCCUGACCAAGGUCAUGGACAAGCACAGCUCCAGCCUGCUGCUGGUGACGGAGCUACGGGACCUGGUGACGGACUGUGAGAAAUAUGCCAGCCUGUACAAGAAGAUGACGACCAGUAUCCUGGCCGGCUGUAUCCAGAUGGUGCUGGGUCAGAUUGAGGAACACAGGCGGAGUCACCAGCCCAUUAACAUCCCCUUCUUUGAUGUCUUCCUGCGUAACCUGUGCCAAGGCUCCAGUGUGGAGGUGAAAGAGGACAAGUGUUGGGAGAAACUAGAGGUUUCCUCCAAUCCCCACCGAGCCAGCAAGCUGACAGACAAGAACCCCAAGACCUACUGGGAAUCUAACGGCAGUACUGGAUCGCACUACAUCACUGUGUACAUGCAUCGUGGUGUGGUAGUCAGGCAGAUGAGCAUGCUGGUGGCCAGUGAGGAUUCCAGCUACAUGCCGGCCCGAGUUGUGGUCAUGGCAGGAGAGAGUCCUGCCAGCAUCAACACUGAGCUGAAUACGGUGAACGUCAUGCCCUCGGCCAGCAGAGUGAUCCUUCUGGAGAACCUGACCCGCUUCUGGCCUCUCAUACAGGUCAAGAUCAAGCGUUGCCAGCAGGGUGGGAUUGACACGCGUGUGCGUGGCAUUGAGGUCCUGGGGCCCAAGCCCACCUUCUGGCCGGUCUUCAAGGAGCAGCUGUGCCGGCGCACAUACCUGUUCUACACCACCAAGGCCCACACCUGGUGCCAGGAGAUCUCUGAGGAUCGGCUCCAGUUGCUGCAGCUCUUCAACAGGCUGAACAGUGCGCUGCGGCACGAGCAGGUGUUUGCUGAUCAUUUCCUCCCUGAUGACGAGGCAGCCCAGGCUCUGGGCAGGACCUGCUGGGAGGCCCUCAUCAACCCGCUAGUGCAGAGCAUCACCAGCCCAGACUCCAGUGGCAUCAGCCCCCUCGCCUGGCUCCUCAGUGAGUAUCUGGAGAACUUGGAGACGGCUCGCCACGCCAAGAGUCACGCCACCAUCUUCAACUCCCGUGUGCGCCGCCUCAGCCACCUGCUGGUGCACGUGGACCCCAGCACCCCAGAGCCCGAGGAGCUGCGACCGCCCGUCCGAGGAAACAGGGCCUGGACACACUCUCAGCUGCCUCCUGCCCAUGGGACCUGCUCUGCUGGGGGGCCAGGUUCAGGCUGGUGGCAGAGGCUUGGUGCAGCUCCUUCAGGUGCAGAUGCCUCUGUGGAAAUGCUGCAGGGGCAGGAUGGGAAGAACAAGGAGGCAGUCUGUGGAGCUGUGAAGGUGUCAGGGAAGAAGCCUGGCAGCCUGGUGGGCAUCACGCAGUGCUGGAGAGGCGUUGUGCAGCAGCAGGUGAAGCGGUUCUUGGAAACCUCAUGGCAGGCCCCAGACUUUGUAGAGCGCUACUGUGGUGUGUACCAGCGUCUGCAUAGCUCCAUGGAGGAGCUGUUUGGGCAGCAGAUGGCCUUUGCACUGGCCCUCCGCCAGGGCUUCUCAGGGGCGCUGCUGCAUCUCUCCUUCCUGACAGCCAUGCAUGUGAGUGAGCAGUUUGCCCGCUACAUCGACCAGCAGAUCCAGGAGAGUUGCGCUGAUGCAGCCAGUGUAGAGACGCUGCAACGGCUGCAGCGGAGCCUGGAGCCCAUCCUCUUCCUCUCAGGCCUGGAGCUCGCCAACACCUUUGAGCACUUCUACCGGUAUUACCUGGGUGACCGGCUCCUGGCCCAUGGCAAGGUGUGGCUGGAGGGGGCUGUUGUGGAGCAUAUUGGGCUCUGCUUCCCCAACCGCUUCCCCCAGCAAAUGUUGAAGAACCUGAGUGAGUCAGCAGAGCUGCAGCAGCAGUUUCACCUCUUCCAGCUGCAGCAGCUGGACAAAUCUCUGCUGGAGCUGGAUGCAAGGCAGGAGGACCUGGAAGAUGAGGUGAUGGAGGAGGAGCCUUCCCUGCUGGCAGUGGAGCCAAAACUGCAGGUGCUGGCUCUGUCCCCACGCUGCUGGACCAUCUCUUCACUCUGCCAUCUGGAUGACCCCGGCCGGUUUUUCCCACCACCUCUUGCCUCCUACCUGACCAAGUUCACUGACUUCUACACAAAGAGUCAGAACCGGUUUGGGCUGGAGCACAUGAAGCCACGGCACCUGCAGUGGACGUGGCUGGGCCACGCCGAGCUGCAGUUUGUGGAUAGCACCUUGCACGUCUCCACCUUGCAGAUGUACAUCCUGCUGUGCUUCAACAGUGCUGAGGAAGUUGCUGUGGAAACCCUGGUACAGGCCACGGGACUCUCUCCGGUCCUGCUGAGCCAUGCACUGAAGCCCCUGACAGGCAGGGAUGGGAUCCUGACUCAGAGCCACCCUUCUGGGGGGAUCCUGCAGCUGAAUGAGGCAGUCCUGUUGCGGGGCUCUGGCCAACACCUGUGGCUGCUGCCCAGGCAGACGUACCUGAACGUGAAGGAGGAUGAGGGAAGCACCCUGGAGAGGAAGAGGAACAUCAUCUGCUGCCUCACUGUCCAGAUUCUGAAGGAGGAGAAGCAGCUGCACAUCGAUAACCUUGUUUUCAGGGUGAUUGAUGCCUGUCAGAAGUGGGAGGCUGGGGCAACUCCAAAGUUCCUGAGCUUCUGCUGCAGCAGCACAGACGUGCUGUCAUGCAUCCUGCACUUGCUGAACCAGGGCUACAUCCGGCGCCUGGAGGACAGCCCCCAGCUUGUGGAGUACAUCUCCACAGAGCCAACAACUCCGCACAGGGGCCAAGCACAGGUCCUUUUCCAAAGCUUAGAAAGCAAAAGCCAGCAGACUGAUUUGGGGAAGGACCAGGUCACCAGGAAAUUCUCUGCUUUCAGGUUGAAUGCUGGUGGAAUUGGCACUGAGGAGGUUUUGAUGGAGACUCUUCUGUUGCCUAUGGGACGCACCAUGAGUCAAGACGAGGUGGAGAUGCUCAUGAACCAGACAGUUCAGCAGGUCUUGGACACCUUGAGUGUCUCAGCAGAUAGAGCCCAACAUCUGCUUAUACACUGCAAGUGGAAUGUGGAUCUCCUGAUCCAGCGCUACACUGAGGACCCUGAGUUGCUGCUCAUUUCUUCAGGGCUGCAAGUGCGGAGCCCCCAACAGCCCCCAAGCCCUGUCACCCUUUGUCCAGUGUGUGUGAACCAACUCUGCCCUGAUGACAGCAUUCCUACUCUCUGCUGCAUGCACUACUGCUGUAAGUCCUGCUGGAAUGAAUAUUUGACAACCCGGAUUGAACAGAAUCUGGUUCUGAACUGCACCUGUCCCAUCUCCAACUGUCCUGCACAGCUCACCACAGACUUUAUCCGCUCCAUCAUCUCUUCAAAGGAGGUCAUUGCCAAGUAUGAAAAAGCUAUUCUCCGAGGCUAUGUUGAGUGCUGCUUCAACCUCACCUGGUGCACUAACCCUCAGGGCUGUGAUCAGAUCCUUUGUAAGGAGGGGCUCAGCUGUGGAGAGGCCUGUUCCAAGUGCUCCUGGAUAUCCUGCUUCAAUUGCAAUUUCCCAGAGGCUCAUUACCCUGCUAGCUGCAGUCAUAUGUCCCAGUGGAUGGAUGAUGGCGGGUACUAUGAAGGAAUGACUGUUGAAGCACAAAGCAAACACUUGGCCAAACUUAUCUCCAAGCGCUGCCCAAGUUGCCAGGCACAGAUAGAAAAGAAUGAGGGCUGUCUACAUAUGACUUGUGCCAAAUGUAACCAUGGAUUUUGUUGGCGUUGCCUUAAGCCUUGGAAGCCGACACAUAAGGAUUACUAUAACUGCUCUGCUAUGGUGAGCAAAGCAGCUCGGCAAGAGAAGCGUUUCCAGGAUUACAACGAGAGAUGUACUUUUCAGCACCAAGCGAGGGAAUUUGCCAUGACCCUGAGAAACAGGGUGUCUGCCAUCCGUGGGGUGCCACAGAUUAGAACCUUGACCUUUGUUGUUGAUGCCUGUAAAGUCUUGGAACAAGCACGGAAGGUGUUGGCCUAUUCCUGUGUUUACAGCUACUAUAACCAGGACACUGAGAAGCUGGAUAUAAUGGAACAGCAGACUGAGAACCUGGAGCUACACACUAAUGCUUUACAAAUCCUUUUGGAGGAGACCCUGCUGCAGUGCCAAGAUCUGGCCUCCUGUGUUCAGCUGCUCAAAGCAGAACAUUUCAACACUGGUCUGGAGCUGGUGCGCAGGAUCCAGGAAAGGCUUUUAGCAAUUCUGCAACACUCUACUCAGGAUUUCCGUGUGGGGUUCCAGGCCCAGCCAGGUUCUGAUCAGAGGGAAGUGAAGUUGUCAAAUGUGCCUAAUGUGGCACCUGCUUAUAAAGAGCUAAAAUUUGAUGGGGCCUCUGACUCCCCAGACACAGAUGAGGGGGGCAAAGAAGAGGAUGAGGAUGAAGAUGAGGAAUAUGUCCCUGAGUGGCAUGAAGAAUAUGAUGACGAAGACCUCGAUGAUGACAAUUUUACCUAUGAUGAUGAUGAGUCGGAAAAUCUAGAGCGUGAUUCCUUCUUUGAUGAUGAUGAUGAUGAUGAUGAAGGAUUCGACUAGAACUGGGUGCCCAUACCCCAAAGCUGAGCUAAACUAAAGUGACACCAUAUUUCACCACUGCCCAGCCAGCUCUGACACCCUCCCCUAACCCCUUGCUUUGACUCAAGUCCCAUUAGUGUCCUAAAGAUGGGCAGGGUCUGUUAGUUGACAGUACAGAGGUUUUCUUUCUGGAUUGGUUGCUCAGUGACUCCUGUUUGGCCAUGCUUCUUGAGCACAGAAGCCACAUGGACCUUACCCACUCCGGCAAGAAGGGGUUCACCACUACCUUUACUGCUGUUUUUGAGGCAUCAAGGAGGUAUCAGAGCAUUUCAGCAGAGCAGCCUAGACAAGCCGUAGUUUUUCAUUUAAGACUCCUUGGAGGAUGGAGAGGCCCAGUGGGCCAUUGUGCAAGAAAAGUACCUUGUACAGAACACCUGUCGCCUUCCCUGUGGCAGUCUGUUCCCACCUGCCCUGUUCCUGUAGUCUAGGCCCAGGCAGGGAUGGUGCUGCACUGGGUUUAUCAGUUCUUAGCUUCUAGGUUUUCUACCCAACUCAGUAACUGCUCAGUAGUAGCAGCAAGUGGGUUGUCAUGGGUACAGUGUUUCCUAAGGGUCCAUCCUGCUUCCCCCAUCCUUUGGUGCAGUCUUCUUUCUAGCAGAGUUGUUGAAAAUGCAUCCCAAGUCUGAAGUUCUUCCUCCCAUUACACUGAAAUGCAGUGCAGACUGGUGUUAGGGGCUCCCAGCACAGGCAGGUGAGAUGAAGACAUCUGUGGUGCAUUGCCUGGUAGCCUGAGUGACAAAACAAUGUAAAGAACAGAUGGUUUCCAGAGAUGAUUCUCAAACCAAAUGUCUAAAUUUGACCCAAAAUAUCCCCUCCAAAACUGCCCAUUGGCUGUAGGUGCCCCCUGCCCCUCCCCCCACAUCCCCAACCCCGCACCCCGUACUCUGAAUGGACAUGGCUUUGUCUGUUUCCUUCACAGAGGGGCAAGCUUUCUGUAACUACAUUUUGUUCAUUGCUGUUGGGGUUGUUGCCUUUUCUCCCAUGAAAUAGGACCCUGUCCAGAGCCAGCAUGGGUUUGCAGGGUUAAUGUAUAUAUUGUAUUAUAUAAUAUAUAUGCAGAAGCUGUUAUUGUUCAUAGAUUAUGCUUUAUCUUUCUGUAAAGGAAAAUUCAUGAAAGAUGGUGAUGAUACAAUAUCUGUUUAUUAAAAAUGUUUUUCUUUUA
This is a messenger RNA of Alligator mississippiensis (American alligator), 10131 nucleotides long. Its product is annotated as cullin-9. Gene Ontology annotation, biological process: ubiquitin-dependent protein catabolic process. The record is from RefSeq and is a predicted model, not a curated record. NCBI's taxonomy places the organism in Eukaryota, Metazoa, Chordata, Crocodylia, Alligatoridae. The transcript is spliced from 42 exons. The coding region runs from base 1170 to 8930 and encodes 2586 amino acids. Gene Ontology annotation, molecular function: zinc ion binding; ubiquitin protein ligase binding.